GACAAAAAGACAGGAGGUGAAGCUGGAGGUGGCAGAAUGAAAGAUGCUGAGAUUUUAAUCGGGAGUGACGAGAUUAGAAAUGAGUGCAUCAGAGAGACGUCUCAGGACUCGUCAGGUCAGGUCGACCCUUUGGCUGCUUCACACUUUGAUCUGGUGGAGACUCUGCUGCUGUGGAAGCAGACAGAAGGGAAAACCUCAGCAUGACCAACAUCAGAAUAAUGCAGCGGUUUGGUGGGAACGAGUCGGGGAGGCAGCAGCGAUGUGUGGUUCUGCACUGCUGACGAGACACAAUGGACACGUUUACGAAAGCACUGACAGGAUGAAGUCCAGAUGGCUGCUCUCCACUGUGGACAGACUUCCUACCAUCAGUGAAACGCAGGAGAGCGACACAGAAGAAGGAGACCCGGACUGCUCCUCUCACACCAUGGAGGAGUAUGUGGACUCCAUCAAAGAGCUCUCCCAGCCAGCCCCCUACCCGCUCCACGGGCCCCUCAGAGGUCACCGCCUCUGGAUGGUGCGCUCAUGCCCUGCGGCUCCACCUGUGGCACCGGCUCUGUUUUUAAAUUCCCUGAGAAGCAGCCCACCUUGGAGUCCAGUUGACCUAUCAGAUGUAUCGCUGACCUUAACAGACCAAUCAAAGUGCGACACAUCAACGCAUUUCAAACAAAACCGGCUGGAUGUGCUGGUGGGACAGUCCCUAUUUGCAGGGCUGGUGUGAGGUGAAGGUAGCGGCCGGACUGCUGACCUUCUCUGCCCGCGGCUCCUGUCGGCUCCACGAUGCAUGAUUCAUUUAUGUGUAAGAAGUAAUCGAGUCAGGCACGCUCCAGAAGCUAUAUGCAUUCCCUUUGAAGUUCUAAAUGAAUGCAACACAUGAAACAAAAGAUGAAAAGCGAAAAAUCAAGGGCAGAACAAACAAAUGAGCAGAGCCUGCCUGGUGCCCGAGGUAGAAGUGCGAUAAGUGGCUGUGCUGGGCCCACUCGUCCACCAGGGGGCCCUCCAACAGACCCAAGCUGUGAACUCUCCUGAUUUGAAUAUUUAAAGACAUACUUUCUGAUUUUUGCCACCAGAAUCUUGUGAGGACCCCAAACUAAAGAUGAUUCAAGAAAGCAAUACAAACUAGGUAGAUUCAUUGGCUCCCACACCCCAGGAGCUCGUUGAGAUGAACUACAAAUAUGAAAUCUCUUCAGACGUAGCUCUAAAUUAAAUAUCCAAGAAUUUGCCUUCAGACCCUUUAAAGGGCCCAGAAUUAUGUAAUCUUUAACUGCCUAGAAAAUUAAUACAAAGGGCUGCUUCAGCCGACGGGGGGCCUUUGAACAGCUUUGGGGUUUUAGGCUCUGGUGUAAAUAUUUAAGUACAUGCUCCCUGAUUUUUGCUUUCAGGAUUCUACUGGAGCCCUGAAGUAAGUUUGAUUUGAGAUAAAACCCCAAAUUUAGCUGAUACAGAGCCCCAUUAGCCACCAGGGACCCCACCCAAAUUAGCUGCAAGUGUGAAAUCUCCUUAUAUUGUGGUUCCAGUUUACCUUUUACAAACUCAAAGUAAGCUGCUGGUUCAACCAACGGGGGGCCUUUGAACAACUGUUGGGGUUUAGGUUGUGAUUUAAAAAUUUAAAGAUAGACCCCCUCAUAGGGUCUAGUCUGUCCCGGCUGGCACCAUAAAUAUGAACUCUGUGUAGAGUCUGGCUCAAUUUUAAAUAUCCAAAUCAUUUCUGUUUGACAUUUGAAGAAAUUUGGUAGUUCAGUCUUAAUCUAAAGAUCUUAAUAUCUAUUGGUUCUAAGUUAUAUGCUGUGGAAAAGUUAUCUUCUUGAUAUCCACCAGAUCUACGGUUAGGGUUUGGGUUAUUAGUCAACUCUUUUUAGACACACUUUUGGAAAACCAAAAACCUUUCAUCUUGUUGUUCCUUUUUAAAAAAUUGGUCGUAGGCUGGUGACCUGGGAGCUGUUUGGAUGAAAUCGUCAUGUUUUUUUAGGGAUUUUCAUUCAAAUAUGUAAACUUCUACUGCAAGACAUUUGCUUACAAAUUCUCCUUCGAUACAGACGCAGAUAUGUGUUUGUAAAUGAUAAGAUGUGUUUCUCUUUUCCAUCACCACCAGGUAAUUAAGGAAUAUGGAGGUCUCUUCCUGUUAAAAAUGAGAUCUUCCUUACCACUGUCUCCAAAUGCUUCUCGUAGGUUAUUGUCUCUCAAACAAUCUAGUCUAUAAAGCACCUUGAGAUUACUCUCAUCAGUCGUGAGCUUUAUAAAUAAAAUGAACUCAAAGCUUCUUAUUUUUUCUAACAUCACAGAUUUGUAAUAUUGGAUAAUUUUGCUCCACAAAUAAAUCAGUUUCUUAGCCACUUAUUCAGUUCAUAGUCUGCAGCCAUUCCCAGCUGCUCGAGGAUGGAAUAAAUCUGUAUUUUUUCCAUUGCAUUUUCCAGGAGUUCCAGCUCCCUAUGUCCUCCCGGCCACCUGAGCUCACUGAAAGUAAUUCUCCUUUAUUUCCGAGUUUUAAAUAUUCACUUUUCUAAUUGUAUUUUAUUUGUUUUAAUUAAGUUUAAAACUGAAUCAGGUUUGUGCUAAGGGUGAAGAAGCACUCAGUCUGUGCAGGUUCAUGCAGUGCAGCCUGCAAAGUUUUGCUGACAUUGGUUUGCUUUUUUUCCCAUUUGAAAUAAAACCAGUUGUAAGAAAAA
Molecule: messenger RNA, 2663 nt
Organism: Oreochromis niloticus (Nile tilapia)
Lineage: Eukaryota; Metazoa; Chordata; Actinopteri; Cichliformes; Cichlidae
Exons: 4
Coding region: 80-718 (212 amino acids)
Source: RefSeq, a predicted model, not a curated record